Ictalurus punctatus (channel catfish) is the source of this 4569-nucleotide messenger RNA. RefSeq names its product leucine rich repeat and fibronectin type III domain containing 5a (gene lrfn5a). Gene Ontology annotation, molecular function: protein binding. The coding region runs from base 1062 to 3395 and encodes 777 amino acids. The record is from RefSeq and is a predicted model, not a curated record. Lineage: Eukaryota; Metazoa; Chordata; Actinopteri; Siluriformes; Ictaluridae. The transcript has 3 exons.
ACGCGCGCUUGCUUGCUUUUUUUUUGUAUAACAAACACCUAUAGCACAUAUAUAUAAGAUUUCUAAAUAUUUCUUCUCGGAACUGGAGAGAAGAUGGUGAGGAAGAAAUUGGUGAUGUUUGUCAGUUAAGGAACGCGGAUGAAGGAAAGACGCAGCGAUCCGCGGCGGCGUGCGUGUUUGUGUGCACGCGCCGGCGCCCGUCUGCGCGCACGUGCGUGCGCGUGGACCAAACUCGAGUCCGCGCGGAGAGCGGCAGAAGCGGAGCGCCGGGAGGAAGCGUAUAUGCGCUCGAGUAAGAGAUCCCAGAUUUUUACCCCCCACCUCCCCUCUUCGGCUCUCAUCCGGUUCUAAUGGUGGGGAGCUGUACAUGUAUGCUCGUGCGUUAUUAAAAAAAAAAAAAAAAAAUCCUCGUGCAUCCUUACAUCCAUCUUCUUCACCAUCUUCUCGAGAGGAAUGUAGAGGGGAUGUAACUCUCUCUCUUUCUCUCUCUCUUUCUCUCUCUCUCUCUCUCCUGAGAUUGAGGCAUGAUCUAAUCCGGAUCCUGGUCUUCUGGACGGAGGAAAGACGUGAAGGGAAAUCUUUUUGCGCGCGCUAAAUUUCAUCUGAAGCAUGUGGAGGUUAUAAUGCGUUAUAAUGCAGGGGUGUUCGUAUCAUGCAACUUGAUAUAAUGGAGUUUUUUUUUUUUUUUCCAUGAGUAUGUUUUCUGCUGCACCAAAUGGAGAAGCUUUUCCACUCUCACACCUUCUUCUUCUUGAGGAGCAUCACGGGAUUUUGACUUUUUUGGAUUUCUGAUUUUUUUAUUAUUAUUAUUUAAAAAAUUUUUUUCUUUUCAAAAGGGCGGAUUCGUAGUUACAUUUUUUGUGUGUGUGCUCGGAGUGAAGGAUAUGUUCUGCUGCUUUAUCGGAUGCUCCAGCAAAAUGGUUUUAGGAUCGGACCGGAUGGAGGAGAAGCGAGCAGCAGGAGGAAAUCCGACAUGUGAGGAGAUCGAGCUGCUCUGACCCUAACCGAUCUCCCGAGCAGAGCUGACAUUACUGAUCUAAGGUGUCCGAACCCUCUUUACAAUGGAAAAGCUGCUCGUCUGCCUGUUGGUCAUUGGAAUGGCAGUGAAGGCCCAGAUCUGUCCGAAGCGCUGCGUGUGCCAGAUUUUAUCGCCCAACCUCGCAACACUUUGCGCCAAAAAAGGGCUUCUGUUUGUGCCACCCAACAUCGACCGGCACACGGUGGAGCUACGGCUUGCGGACAACUUCGUAACUAGCGUCAAACGGAAAGACUUCGCCAACAUGACCAGACUCGUGGACCUCACCUUGUCGAGGAAUACGAUAAGUUACAUUACGCCUCACGCGUUCACGGACUUGGAAAACCUUCGCGCCUUGCACUUGAACCAUAACAGGCUGACUCGGAUAGGAAAUGACACGUUUAGCGGCAUGUCCAAGCUGCAUCAUUUGAUUCUCAAUAACAAUCAGUUGACUCACAUCCACCUGGGAGCUUUUAAUGACCUUCUGGCCUUGGAGGAGCUGGAUUUGUCCUACAACAACCUUGAAACAAUACCCUGGGAGGCAAUUCAGAGGAUGAUCAGCCUUCAUACACUCAGCUUGGACCACAACAUGAUUGAUUACAUUCCAGAAGGCACUUUUUCCCUGUUACAAAAACUCAACCGACUGGAUGUGACCUCCAACAAGCUCCAGAAGCUUCCACCGGAUCCUCUUUUCCAAAGGGCGCAGGUUCUGGCAACAUCUGGAGUGCUCACGUCUUCAUCGUUUGCCCUGAGUUUUGGUGGAAAUCCUUUGCACUGCAAUUGCGAGCUGCUCUGGCUUCGCCGACUGAGUCGUGAGGACGAUUUGGAGACUUGCGCGACCCCUGCGCACUUAUCCGGACGAUAUUUCUGGUCUAUUCCGGAAGAGGAGUUCCUGUGUGAGCCACCGCUUAUCACGAGGCACUCUCAAGAGAUGAGGGUGCUCGAAGGUCAACGCGUAACCCUUCGAUGCAAAGCGAGAGGAGAUCCUGAACCCGUGAUCCACUGGAUAUCACCUGACGGCAAGCUGGUCUCGAACUCCUCGCGUACCAUCAUUUACAAUAACGGGACCUUGGAUAUCUUGAUCAGUACGGUCAAAGAUACUGGAUCCUUCACUUGUAUCUCUUCGAACCCAGCCGGUGAAGCCCACCAAACCAUCGAGCUUGUCAUUAUCAAGCUUCCGUACAUCAGCAACAGCACCAAUAACAUCCAGGAGCCAGAUCCGGGCUCGUCGGAUAUAUCCACGUCCAGCAGAACCGGAGCCAACGGAAGUAACCACACAGCAGACUCGAAAGCGAGCUCAGAUAAGCGUGUGGUGAUCGCCGAGGCCACUUCAUCCACAGCGCUCAUUAAGUUUAACUUCCAAAGGAAUAUUCCUGGGAUUCGCAUGUUUCAGAUCCAGUACAAUGGCACCUAUGAUGACUCUCUUGUUUACAGAAUGAUUCCACCGACGAGCAAAAACUUCCUGGUGAACAACCUGGCGGCCGGGACUCAGUACGAUCUCUGCGUCCUCGCCAUCUACGACGACGCCAUCACGUCCCUCACGGCCACGCGCGUCGUCGGCUGCGUCCAGUUCACCACCGAGUCCGAGUACCUCCGCUGCCACUUCAUGCAGUCGCAGUUCCUCGGAGGAACCAUGAUCCUGAUCAUCGGCGGCAUCAUCGUCGCCUCCGUUCUGGUCUUCAUCAUCAUCCUCAUGAUCCGUUACAAGGUGUGCAUGAGCAGCGACCGCGCUAAAGGAACCGACGCCGCCACCAGGGUGCAGCCCGACGCCGCCGUCAGUCCCAUGGCCAAUAAAGAGGGCGCGGUGGCUCCCGAGGGUGGCGACGAGUGCCAGAAAAGCUCCGCCCCCGGAUUUCCGGAUUCCCUCACUCAGUCGUCAGAGACUUCUCUUCCUGAUUGUUCCACCGAGACGUCCGUCGUGAGCCAGAGUUGGGACACGGGAGGAUCUUCGGGGUCCAUCAAACCCAAACGGAGACCGGCGCCGAAGCCGGAGGAGAAGACCGAUCCGGUGCUCGGCGCCGAGACGCACAACACCAACCGCAACAACUCGAAAACACCACUCCUGCGUUCCGUUCCGCCAUCAGGCCCCGCCCCUUUGCUGCCUUCUCGCUUCAGGGACACACCCAUCCUGAGGAGGGCGCCGCCUCGUCCCUGCGUAUCGAAAUAUCUCACACUGCCGGCAGAGGGGACGCGAGCUGCACCGCGCAGGUACUCGCUAAACGAAGACUUUUCCAAACACCACUACUACGCCGGCAAGCCCGGGAACGCUCGGUGUAAGCGGAGCGUAUCCAUGAACGGAAUGCUAGCCAGCGUGGAAAAUUCGGAUAUGGAUAAAGGGGUGUAUUCCAGUUCAGAGUGGAUCCUAGAGAGCACGGUGUGAAAGACUAGCUAGUGUCCUACAUCACGUGUGUGUGCAUGUGUGCGUGUGUGUUAAUGAUUUUUAAAAAUUCGUAAGAAUUCUCACGAUCCAGCCGGUGUGUAACGUCGACGGUUAUUAGCGGUUAGUGCUCGUAGCUUUAAAAUUUCACAGCACCAUUUAUAAAAAUCCAAAUUGUACUACGUACACGCCGUAGAAUUCUUACGAAUUGUGUGUGUGUGUGUGUGUGUACACAUUUGCAUGUGAGUUUUGCAGUUUUUUUUUUUCCCUCUCGUUCUCAACACUUGUAUUUUUUUAUUUUAUUAGGUUUUUUUUUGUUUUGUUUUUUUUAUAAAUAUCCAACUUCUCUGAAAGCUCACGGAUAAACAGGACGCUCGCUUGCCUUGAGGAAAUUUCCUCAUUCUGCUCAUCGCGCUGACAAAAACAAACACGUCAGUGCCUUCUUAUUAAAAAAAAACAAAACAAAACAAAAAAUGAAAGAAAAGGAAAGCGCUCCAGCCGUUUGAGGACCGUAUUUCUCCAGACUGAGGAAUAUUUCACGCAAAAAGCCUUUCUUAACCUUUCUUUAAAGGGAAUAACAUUUCCUGAAUACGACAGAGAGACAGAGAGACAGAGAGAGAGACAGGCAGACAGACAGAGAGAGACAGAAAGAAAGAGAGAGAGAGAGACGGAGAGAAAAGUAGAAAAAAAAAACCACACGGUAUUAAAUACUCAAAAAGACUGGACCUGUUAGUAAAGUGAUAUUUUUUAAAGAGAAAAAAAUUCAAAACAAAUCAAAGGGUUUUUUUCUUUUCUUUUCAGUGACAUUGAUAUUGCCUUAAUUUGAAGGCACGGAAGUAAAAAAAGAAAGAGGAAGAAAAAAAAAAAAAAAAGAGAAAAGAAUAAGUGUACAGAAAGACAACAUCUACUGUGUUGGUAUGUUGUGUAAAAUAAAAUAAAAGAGAAAAAAACAAACGACUACAUGACGUGUUUGUCAGUGGUGUCAUGACGGUGUUAUAAACACACAAAACCGGUCCCGCUGAACCCGGAGACGAAUAAAGCGACGGAAAAGAAAGAGUAAGCAGUAAAAAAAAUCGAACAUUGUACGUCGUGUGAUUUUUUACGAUGCGGUGCUUCUAGAACUCGCUCGUGAAACGUUUACGAUUUCCAGACUUUCUAAUCAACUAACAAUUUAUUU